This is a messenger RNA of Vicia villosa (hairy vetch), 1554 nucleotides long. RefSeq lists its product as uncharacterized. The transcript is spliced from 7 exons. Bases 1 to 1554 code for a protein of 517 amino acids. Gene Ontology annotation, molecular function: cyclin-dependent protein serine/threonine kinase regulator activity. Gene Ontology annotation, biological process: mitotic cell cycle phase transition; regulation of cyclin-dependent protein serine/threonine kinase activity. The record is from RefSeq and is a predicted model, not a curated record. Gene Ontology annotation, cellular component: nucleus; cytoplasm; cyclin-dependent protein kinase holoenzyme complex. Lineage: Eukaryota; Viridiplantae; Streptophyta; Magnoliopsida; Fabales; Fabaceae.
AUGCAUCCUCAGAGCUGGUUCGCCGAUCUUAAUGAAAAGGAGAAGCAAGUUAUAGUGAGCUACUCCGAUGUAGAGAUAUUAUUCGUGGCCAGCAAAGACUUCUACAGUAGCGCUGAGAACAUUUUUUUCCGCAGGCUCGCCGUUGCAAUGAUCUCCCAGCUCGCGAAGACGAUUGAUCCUGAUACACUUAUUCCGUAUCUUGCUAUGAACUAUUUUGAUCGCUUUUUUUCCAAGCGCAAUUCGAUCUUGGAGGAGGUCGAAGGGUACUUCGAUAAUGUAAAAGUUCGUUUGAUUGCUAUUGCUUGUUUCACCAUAGCUGCCAAGAUGAGGAUAAAAGACUUCUCAAUUGAACAGUUUUUGAUUACUCAUUAUAGGAUUGUGAAUUUGAGGAUAAGUCAUCAUAUGGUGAUGAGAACGGAGCUACUCAUUCUCCGUGAGCUUUUGUGGGAAAUGCUACCGGUGACUCCCUUUAUCUUUCUGAACUUCUACUACCGUUUCUUCAAAAAGUACGGUGGUUUUAAGCGUCGUUGCAUCAAUGAGAUAAUAGUUCAAGCUCAAGGAGAGCACACCUUCGUUGACUAUUAUCCUACUAUGAUAGCAAUGUCCGCUCUUCUGGCUGCUUCCAGAAUUGCAUAUGGCAGACUGUAUAGAGAAAUUGUAAUUCCCUUCACAAUUGACAAAGUUGUGCCCUUGGCGCUUCAGGAUAAGGUCUUUGUUUGUGUGGACGAGAUGGUUGAUCUUUGCAAUAGAUUGAACAUCCAAAUUGAGACCCCUGAAUCAAGAACUCCUUCCACUUCAGAGUUAACAGAAAGCCAACAAAACUUUGAUACGCCUGAAUUUGGAACUCCCUACACUUCAGAGUUACAGGAAAGCCAACAAAGCAUUGAUACCCCUGAAUUAGGAACUCCCUCCACUUCAGAGUUAAAGGAAAGCCAACAAAACAAGGGCAAGGCGGCGAUGGUAUAUGAUUCAUCUAAAGAAGAAGAUGAUGACGAAGAAGAUGAUACUGCGUUUAUGAGGUUUUUACAGGACAUGGGCGAGAGGACGAAGACUUCUCGGGCGCUGAAGAUAUCAGAGAAUGUUGAGGGAGAAAACAAAAAACUGGAGAAGGGAGAGACAUCUGGUGGUGGUUAUAAGGCCAAAAUUGAGUGUAUAAUCCGACAACCGUUGGAAAAGGGCAAGGCAGUAGCUGGUGAGAAGAUGGAGGGAUACAUUUCAGAAAUUGCAGAGCUUGAAGAACUAAAGAGCCUAAUGAACUUUGAACUGAAGUGGUCCGAAAUUGUUCCAUCCACUGAACCGCAAUCACAAACAGUUAACCGUUCUAAGUCAAAAGGAAAAUUUCUAAGAACUGCCAAGAAAUUAAGUCGUCGUGACUGCAAAACCGGAAAUUUUGCGUUUUUAUCAAAAAUUGUGGAAAACUGGUAUAUUUUGGAAAAAUAUAUCGCACUUUUACCGAAAAUACUGGAAUUGUCGGUGAAGAAAUACAGAUAUUUCGGUCCAGGUCUGGAGUAUUAUCAUGGGCAUAAACUAUUGAUAAACAACUUGGUAUUAUAA